Lycium barbarum (goji berry) is the source of this 862-nucleotide messenger RNA. RefSeq lists its product as uncharacterized. Gene Ontology annotation, biological process: protein secretion; intracellular transport. The record is from RefSeq and is a predicted model, not a curated record. The transcript is spliced from 6 exons. The coding region runs from base 380 to 592 and encodes 70 amino acids. NCBI's taxonomy places the organism in Eukaryota, Viridiplantae, Streptophyta, Magnoliopsida, Solanales, Solanaceae.
AGUUUUCGUGGCAAGUUAGAAUUGCAACAUGUGUUUUCUCUAAGAAAAAAGGGUUUUCAUUUUUUAUUCAUCUUCUGUCUUCCAAUUCAUCGAUUCUUAAUUGCGUGCCUGUCAUCUCAGAUGAUUGAGUUUGAAUCGACUCUCUAGUUGCUGUGAUCGGAGACAAGUGCUUUGAUAGACGGAUCGGAUCUAGAGAUCUAAAAUCCCAUUAUCCAUCUAUCACUGGAAUUUCGCUCUUGGACUCUUUUAUGUUAGUGAUAGCUGGAUAGUGUCAUUAUCAUUGAAGCUUCAGUGGUAAAUGCAAUAGGAUAUCAUUAGAAAGACAGAGAAGAAGCGGCUUGGUGGAAGAGAUAGCUGAUUAAGAGAGGAAAAUUCAGAUAUGUCGGCUCUCUUCAAUUUCCACUCCUUCCUGACGGUAGUGUUGUUAGGGAUUUGUACAUGCACUUAUGUUAAGAUGCAUUUUCCAGCACUUCUUGAACAUAGAACUGGGUUUCGAGGUUUCUUUUGGAAGGCUGCUAGAAUAGGUGAACGGUUGAGUCCUUGGGUGGCAGUGGGCUGCUUGACGAUGGGUGUUUCAAUAAUCUUCUUCUGAGAGAACAACUGUUUGUAACUCGAGAAAGUACACACUCAGCUGGGAGUAAAUUAACAGUUGAAUUUGUUUUUCAUCAAAUGAUUUCUUUGAUUAAUUAAAGGAUGAUAGCAAGCUUGAUGUGAGACCAGCUUUCCUUCAUCACUAACUGGAUCCUGAACUUAGGAGCCGUUUGGACAUGUAAUUUAGAUAUCUUAAGUUGUAUUUUCUCUAAUAGACAUAAAAACCCCACAAGUUGUGAAAACUAUUAAAACAUUUUCAAUUCUUAUAUAA